Messenger RNA from Menidia menidia (Atlantic silverside), 804 nucleotides. NCBI's taxonomy places the organism in Eukaryota, Metazoa, Chordata, Actinopteri, Atheriniformes, Atherinopsidae. The record is from the annotation of a GenBank genome assembly.
GACGCUGAAUUUGGUUUUGGAUUUCUGUCAAUGGAAACCGUACACCUCGAUCAAUCAGCUUUGAAAGCGGUGGAUGACUACUGGGAGUACAAACGGUUUGUACCAACACUGAUCAACGUGAUUGUGGGUGAUGAUGACGGUGGGAAAUUGUUCACUCCAGAGCAAUAUGAGGAAUACAAGAGGAGGGUUCUCCCUCAACGAGUUAAAAACAGGCUGUAUGUGAGCUUUGGCGUACCAGGGGGCAUUGACUGUAAACUGAUUGGCCCUGAGACACAGUGUUUUUGCUCUCAUAGGUACAAGGAGCAUAAGACUGAAUGGGAGUUGGUUCCCACUGAGAGACCCUUGCUCCUUCCUUGCGAGGUCAGAGGGUGUCACUGUUCAGCCUUCCACUAUGUUCCUCGACUUGGACCGAACCCCGUGCGCUGCAUUUGCAAGCAUUUGCCUCAGGAUCACAGGGAAGUCAUGAGCCACUUGUGCAAGUUGUGCGACUCCUGCCCCGGGUUCCAGAGUCCCUACACCUGUGGCUGUGGCCAGCCCUGCUCUGCCCACCAGACUCUGGUUGAGACAAGACAGGAAAGAGAGGCACGUGGUCGUCCAGUUGGCAGAGAUGUCCCUUAUGCUGCCAUGGGAGGACUGACAGGGUUCAGCUCUUUGAUGGAUGGUUACCUCGCGUUGGAAGCCAGUUGCUCUGAUGACGACAGAGGCAGUCGCCGCCCGCAGAGUCUCUCAGCAUCCAGGACCAGCCAAACGUCCAAUAAAACACCCAGCUCCGUUCCCUUUAAGACAGAGCCCGACAAACACUAA